AUGGCGUCUGGAGCUCGAUUCUCGCGGCUGUUUGAUGAAUGGGACCACGAUGCAGACAUUACUAUGGUGGAGUUGGGGGAGAACGAGCCCCACGAACCCCCAGAACCGCAGCGCGCACAUCACUCUCCAACAAACAGCUCGGAUGGUCUUGAGAGAUUUGAGACGACUGGUACGGAUAGAGACUCGAAUGAUCUUUCGCGACGGCGGACGCUGCCUUCAUUUGACGACACAUCGACGAGAUCUCUGCUCCAUAGGGAAAGCUUGAGUGUUGCCAAAGCGGCGUAUUCUGAUGACAGGAAGAGCUCGCAGAGUUACCUGAGUGUAUCUGGGGAAACUCGUCAACGGACUGGCAUUAGAGACAAUAUCCAACAGCUAUGGCACAAAAAAUCAGUUUUAUCGGCGCGAUCGGCCUCGACUUUCGACGGCAACUUUGCACAUGGGAAACCUGGGCUAUGGUACAAACAGAUGCUGGCUGACCGCAGUCUGCGGAGCAUGGCAGCGUUUACGGCUGUGUGCGCAGUGAUCAUGUUGAUUAUAACACUGAGUUAUAUUGGCGAUUUUGCGAAUAGGAUCAAUUUGAAAACUACGUCUGUGGGAGGAAAAGAUGGGGAAAGCUGCGGGUCAAUGGAGCAAAAGAAUGUGGCUGUUCAUCUUUUUAUUAACAUAGCAGCUACAAUGAUCUUGGGUUGCUCGAAUACCUACCAGCAGCUUGUCACUUCACUGAAAGUGGAUGAGAUUAGAUGGGUGCUCUCUAAACGGGGGGACUCGAAAGUUGGAACAAAUAGUCCUUGGGCUAUUAACCACAAGCGCGAAGGGAAAACCAAGGCGUGGUUAGCAUGGCUAUUACUUAUUGGCACUUCUCUCCCCGUCCAUUUUCUUGCCAACUCUGUUAUUGGACCUUCGUUUUACAUUCACAUGCCAACCAAUAUCACAUACACGUUCGACAACAAUACAAAGGGGGGAUACUAUUCCGAUCCCGAUACAGGGUGCUGGACUGCACUCAGAGCCAACGCAUACAUACUACCAAAACAGAUGACUCAACUCAAUCAAGACUAUAAUGCUGAGGAGCUCGGAAAUUCGACUACAUAUCGGAGUGUCAAUGUUAAAUACGCGGCAGUAUGUGAACCGUUGAAGGGAACAGCCGAUAUUGAGACGGCGUUGAAAGAAGCGGUUGUAUCGCAAGGGCGGUUAGAAAAGUAUGCGAACGGCAACUGCUCAAGUCAAAGCGUCAUAUGCCUUCUCAGCGAUCCCAUGCCAAAGCAAUGUCGGAUGAAUGUGCGCAUGCAAGCUUCAUUCAUUUUGACGGGCUGCCUUUUCAUCAAAGCCAUCUACAUGAUAGUUCUCAAUGUUCGAGCUCGACAUCGAACCAAGCAUAAUUGUCUCACGUACGGAGAUGUCAUCGUUGCAUCGGUACUUGAUCCAAGUCUCAAAAUCAAAAACGAGUGUAUGCUCAAUUCGGGAGAUGGUUGGCGUGAGAAAGUCGAACAUACAUGCCACAAGCAUUGCAAAGACCCUGUGCGUUCCAUGACGGGUGACAAUAUUGGUCAUUGCCAGAAAUGCAAAAAGUUCAACAAGAGCGACAAAGCAGCAGAUCUUCCGCAUCCUAGCAUAGCGAUCAAGUACAAACGAUCUCUUCUCUCCAACCUAGGAUCUACAGCUAUAGUUCAGAUGAUCAUUCUCAUGUUUAUCUCUGUCAUCAUGAUAUCAGUCUCCAUCAUGAUCGCCGUUUCUAUGUCCGGACUUACCUCGGACUACCAUCAUUAUUGCCCAACUAGGGCUGAUACAAUAUACAGCGACUACGAUUGCACUGUUCCUGUUUCGUGGUAUUUGAAAGACAGAUUCGGUACAUGGGGUGGCUUUAGCUCGAGUGCUUCCCUAGGCGCCCUCCCUUCUGACAGCCUCUCCAGCGAGUUCAUCGCUUUCGCCGUGUCUAACGGAGCGCAAUUCUUAUAUAGCUUGCUGUAUCUUCUCCUAAUAUAUAAUCUCAGUCUCAUCAGCAUGGAGAACGAAUGGGGCGCCUGGGAGGAGAAGCGCAGGAGACCCAGGUGUACACUGGUGCGUGGAAAGCAAUUCGAGCAGUCUUACUUCCUGCAACUGCCCAGCAAAGUACUUCUCCCACUCAUGGCGUAUGCGGCGUUGAUGCACUGGCUUCUCGGGCAAGCUAUUUCGACAACUGAGACAAUAUUUACGGAUCCGGAGCAUAAGAUUGAGCAUUCUACAUAUUUUGUGACCUACGCCGCCUACCCAAUUUUUAUAUCCACCAUCCUCAUGAUAGCAAUGACCGCAGUCUGCUGGUGGGCGUUUACAUUUACGCGAGAGGGCUUCAUCCCACAAAUGUACGGCUCGAUCCGCGCAUGCUGCGCCUCAACCGCCGAGCUUGAAGACUUCGCUUAUGAGGGAAUACAAUGGGGCGAUUUGGGCAUGGGCGAGAAGUUCCGACAUGCGGGGUUUACGAGCGAUGAGCCGUCGAAGAUUUUGCCUGCUGAGUUGUAUGCGGGGAGAGAAAAGAUGGAGUGA
This is a messenger RNA of Lachnellula hyalina, 2517 nucleotides long. RefSeq lists its product as uncharacterized. Bases 1 to 2517 code for a protein of 838 amino acids. The transcript has 7 exons. Lineage: Eukaryota; Fungi; Ascomycota; Leotiomycetes; Helotiales; Lachnaceae. The record is from RefSeq and is a predicted model, not a curated record.